Molecule: messenger RNA, 742 nt
Organism: Paramisgurnus dabryanus
Lineage: Eukaryota; Metazoa; Chordata; Actinopteri; Cypriniformes; Cobitidae
Product: zymogen granule membrane protein 16-like
Source: RefSeq, a predicted model, not a curated record
AAGACACCUCAGCUAUCAACCACACGCAGGCUAAACUACAGAAAUGCUGCACCUGUGCCUGAUCCUCUCUGCAGUUUGUGCUAUAGGCACAACUAAACCCUUACCUGAUACUUUCUCUUACUCGGUUGGUGUUGGGGGCGGCGGCGGCACCGAAUUCUCCACGGCACAUGAGGGUCUAAUCACAGGACUCCGAAUCUGGGAAUAUCCCGGCAACUAUAUUACCGGGAUCCAGAUGAAAUAUGACGGUAACUGGACAGAUCUGAUUGGUUCAGGUUAUGGCAAUCAACAGGAGAUGGUGAUCUAUGAUAAAGAAUUCAUCAGUCAGAUCUCGGGAAAGCACAGCAAUUAUAUCUAUGAGCUGAUUUUUGUCACUAAUACGGGGAGAUAUUUUAAAGUGGGAUCGCCUGUUGGAAACUCAUUCAACUUUUAUCCAACCGUGAAAGGAAGUCAACUGCGUUUUCUCAGUGGUCGAAACGAUGGAUGGGCCAUCACUUCCAUUGGGGCUCAUUGGGCCAUAGUGAAAUAGAGCUGAGAAAUAUAAACAUUAAAUCAAAUAAAACAAACAUAAUUGUUUGACAAAAUAUUUUUCCAUCUCUUAAUUUUCUGUAAAUGUUUUUUUUUUUCAGAUUGAUUAGCAGCAGAUGUUUUGCAUUGAAAAUAGUUCACUUAUCUCCACAGAAAUGUGUUUUGAUUCUUUAUACUAAUUAGUUAUAUGUCUAUGGUCGUUGAUUCUUUUUGUUAA